UGUUCCGCCGUUACUGGAAGAAUUUUGUGUUUCUUUUCCAUGACAAUUGUUAUCAAAGUAUAAAGUUAUUCCCAAAUCUAUUCUGUGAUGCGAUCUUUGUUCUGAUGACUAUUUGAAUAUCAGUUUUAACCGAAAAACGGAUUCAGCACAGAGUUUUGGAAAAAAUCCAUACAUUAAUUGUUUGAAUCUAGGAUCGUAACCCGUUUGUGAAAGUGACUUAUUUGUCAACAACUGAUCAGCGUUUAGAUAUGAAGUCUUCACGGUCAGCUUCAUCACAAAAUUCCAGAAGAAAUGCAAGAAAAAUAGUUUCUGAUUCGUCAGAAACAGAAAACAGUGAUAAUGAAAUUGAAAAUAAAUCAUUUAACAAUAUGGAUAGUGCUAAAGCAGAAAGAUUAUUCUCUCGCCGCAGACAUAUCAAGCCUUUGGAAAGAACUUUAUUUAAUGUGUCUGCUACAUCUGGUACAGACACUUCACUACAAGGAAAUACUAUGCAAACUGAAGACGAGGUAUCCAUUCAUGAAAACUCAAAAAGUACAAUAGCUACUAAUAUGUCUAAUGAUAUUUCUUCAAAUGAAAGCGAAGUUGAAUGUAAUGACAAUAGUUAUGAAGUAGAUGAGGAAUCAAUAGACGACAAAUCAAAAAGUACCAUUUCUAAUAUUUCUAAUGAUAUAUCUUCGAAUGAUGAUGAAACAAAAGUAAUGAGUGACAAUAGUUAUAAAGUAGAUGAAAAAGAUAUAACUAAUAAUAUAGCAUUGGAAAAUACAGUUGCUAAUGAAUCCAUUCUCAUGACUCCAAAAUGGCGUUCAAAUAAAAAGCAAUUAUUUUUAGACUCGAGUGAUGAUGAAGAAGAAGAAAAAACAAGUUCUGUCGACGAGAAAAGCCGUACAAUUUUAGUGUCUGAAUCAGAUGAUGAUAUUAUAAAUUCAUCGAACGAAAUCAUAAAAACACCAGUCAGUAGGCGAUCUGAAAGAGAAGGGCAAUUAAGCGAUUUGUCUUUAGUCGAACCAUCUAUUUCUGAUUUUGACAUAUCUAAAAAUAAAUCUACUAUAUCAUCAUCAAUUAAAAAUAGUCCAUUUUUAGAUGAUCUGGAAGGUACUGUUAAUAAUUUGACAGUCUACAAUCCAAUAUCUAAUAGUACUAUAUUAGAACAUCCACAGUCAAAAACUGAAAAGCAUAAAAUUCCAGUUGAUCAAAAUAUUCAGGUUAUCACUUUGGAUGAUGAUAGUCCAAUUAAAUCCACAUUAGAUACAUUACUUCAAAAAAAUCAAAUACCCACUUAUGAUUUAACAAAUGAACCUGUUAAUGAAAACCAGUCUGUGUCACUUUUUGCAAAUUCCCAAGAUACAUCUAAGAAACUGACUAGUGAACGUUUUCAAUCUUUACAAGUGGAAAAAAGAAGAUUAGAAGAAAUUAUGCAUAGAUUUACAAAAAACAUUGAUAAUAUGAAGAACACAAUGGAAAUUACAAACAUAAAACUAUUACCAGAUGGUGGUCUUAAAUUAAAAACUGCCAUUAUCAAAGAAGAAAAUAAAUUGAAAGAUACAAAAGAACAAUUUGAAAAUGUACUUAAACAACUAAAAUUGUUUAAUGAUUCUCCAAUAACAAAGUAUGUCAAACAAUCGCCAGUAAAAGCAGCUGAACCUACCAAUCAACCAAAUAUAAAAGCAGCCCUAACCAAAAAAGCUGCUGCCAAUAUAGACAUUGGUGCUAUGGGUGACAAAGCUCUGAGCACUUAUAGAGCACAACAAGCUAUGACUUUAGAUGUACUACAUAGCUUACACAAAUCUUUAAAAUCGUGUCCAAGUACUGACAUGUUAGCUGAUGAUCCUACAGGAUUGAAAGUAACACUCAUGCCGCAUCAGAAGCAUGCAAUAGCUUGGCUAUUAUGGAGGGAAAACCAAAAACCACAUGGUGGAAUCUUAGCGGACGAUAUGGGUCUGGGUAAAACAUUGACUAUGAUUUCGCUGAUAUUAAAAGCAAAUGAAACUAAUAAGCAUAAAGAUUCCGCUUCAGAUUCAGAUUCUGAUAUAGACAACCUGACUGAUAAUCCAAGAAAUACUAUCAAAGGCGGAACACUUGUUGUUUGUCCAUCAUCGUUGAUAAAACAAUGGCAAAAUGAAGUUAAAACUAAACUGCGCCCCAGAAUGUUAGAAGUUCUAGAAUAUUAUGGUCAAAAUAGAAGAGAUACUAAUGCAAGAAAGGUGGCUAGAGUUGAUAUUGUAAUUACAACUUAUCAUACUGUGAUGUGGGAUCAGAAAAAUCAUCCAAAUACAAGUCCGCUUUUUCAAGUCAAGUGGAAUCGAAUUAUCUUGGAUGAAGGCCAUACAAUUCGUAAUUAUAAAAGUCAAACAUCCAUAGCUGUUUGUGCAUUACAUAGUAUAAACCGUUGGGUUUUAUCAGGUACACCAAUUCAUAACAAAGAAGCUGAUUUUUACGCCUUAUUGCACUUUAUAAAGUGUCGUCCAUUCGAUGAUUGGGCUGUGUGGAAACGGUGGGUAGGAAAUAAUGACCUAGCUGGUAAAAACCGUCUCCAACUAUUAGUUCAAUCUUUAAUGUUGAGGCGAACAAAGGCUGAACUUAGUGAAGGUACGUCGUUCAAAUUACCGGAUAAGAAAUUUCACACAGUUCAGGUUGAACUUUUCAAAGAAGAAAAACAAGCCUAUGAAAAAGUAUUGGAAUUUUCAAGCACACUUUUUGCAACAUAUUUAUAUGAAAAAGCUGAAAAGGAAAAAGCAGUUGACAGAGGUUUUCCUGUUAAAAAUAAGACUAAAUAUGUUCAUCAACAAGAUUUACAAGAUGAUGUGUUUAAAGACCAUCCCGAAUUAGAUCAAUUAUUUAAGAAAUUAAAAGACAAUAAAGAUAUCCAAGCGCACCAUAUUUUAGUAUUGUUAUUGAGGUUAAGACAGUUGUGUUGUCAUCCAUGUUUAAUGAAAAAUAUGUUAGAAAGUGACAACCUUAAGGCGGAUGGAAUACAAAAUACUAAUGACUUAGAGUUAAUAGAUCAAAUGAGCCGAAUGUCUAUAGGCAUACCUAGUCAAAGCCACACUCCAUUAACCGAAAGUAAUCCCAUUUUCAAUGAAACGUGGGUUAGUUCUAAGAUCAAAAGUGUAUGCGAUUUGGUAAAUGAAAAAGUUUUAAGUACCAAUGACAAAGCAAUUAUAGUUUCUCAGUGGCCAAGUAUGUUGCUGCUUAUAGGUAAUGAAUUAGCCAAGUAUAGAGUGAAGACAAAGCUGUUUUCUGGUUCAGUUCCAGUUUUACAACGAAAUAAAAUUGUUGAAGAAUUCAACAACGAUCAAAACGGUACCAAGAUCUUGUUGCUGUCAUUAACAGCUGGGGGUGUGGGUCUUAAUUUGGUCGCAGCUAAUCACAUGUUUUUGGUUGAUGUUCAUUGGAACCCUCAAUUAGAGGCUCAAGCGUGUGAUAGAAUUUACAGAGUUGGCCAAACCAAAGCAGUUAAUGUCUACAAAUUUAUUUGUUCAAACACAAUAGAAACUUCAAUCCAACGAAUUCAGUCGAAUAAACUGGAAAUUGCUAGUAAUCUUUUUGGUGGUUGUAGUACUGAAGCUACCAAGGUUACGUUAGAUGACCUAAAGGAAAUAUUUAAUAUGAAAUGAUUUAAUUAAUGAAUACAAUUUUUUAAGGUAUUUCAUGUCUUCAUAAUGUUAUGUAUAUUCGUUUUAGUUCUUAAUAUAAGUUUUCAAAGCUCAGUUGUAUAAAAUAAUGUUUACAUGUAAAGGUUUUAUUAAACCAGUGAUUAUGUGUUGUAUGACUAUUAAUA
Molecule: messenger RNA, 3778 nt
Organism: Adelges cooleyi (spruce gall adelgid)
Lineage: Eukaryota; Metazoa; Arthropoda; Insecta; Hemiptera; Adelgidae
Product: transcription termination factor 2-like
Exons: 18
Coding region: 249-3614 (1121 amino acids)
Molecular function (GO): ATP binding; ATP-dependent chromatin remodeler activity
Source: RefSeq, a predicted model, not a curated record